AGACCAAUCUGUGAAGUGCAAUGUCGGAAAUGAACGGAGAAGCAACGCAGCAAGUAUUCAAUUGCGAAACAUGCAAGAAACCGCGGGAACAUCAAUACUUCUGUAACGCUUGUCAACAUCAGCUGUGUCAACGGAGUGAGUGUCUACGAGCACAUCUUGGAGAAGGACAUGAUGUUGUCCAGUUUGAAAGUAGAGUUCAAUUUAGACAAAAGCAGAUGCAUUAUGAAGUAUGUCAGUCCCACACAGAUAAGGUGCUCAACAUGUUUUGCAGGUCAUGUCAUAAGAAAAUCUGCGAUGGGUGUGUUCGACUUAAUCACAGAGACGUGAAGAAACACUUAGUUGUUGGGAUAAACUAUGUUCUAGCUGACAAAAGAAAAACUUUGACAACGAAUACGAGUAUUCUGAAAUGCAAUGCUAUCCCAAGAUUUGUAAAAGGCAUUCAAUAUUUAGAUGAGGAAAUUGCCGAUUCUGUAGAAGCUUACAAUGUGAAGAGAGAUACAAUUGUCAAAACGUUACAAUUAUGGCAAGAUGAAAUGGGAAGACUGGCCAAUAGACUGUUCACUGACCUGCAAUGUUUACAAGAUUUGCACCUAACACAUCUAAGAGAACAACGGGGGUACCUUGAAAAAACAUUGAUUCAGAUGGGAGACUUGGUUCGAACAAACGAGAAACGCUUACAAUCGCCAUUGGAAAUCAUCGAGCAUGGAGUAGGAGGCAUAGAAAAGUAUCUGGUGUUUCCUGAAAUAAUUACAUAUGAUCCGCCCGAGUUCUCGGUCGGGACACUUUCCACUCUCCUCGAUGCUGUGAGUAAAAAUCAGCGGGUGACGUACUCGCCUCGUUAUAGUGCGUCAUCAGAUAGCCUGUGUGCCAAGUCGUGUGUCUUCAUCGGAGAACUAACUAGGCUUACUGAGAAAAUUCACAAGAAGGAAAAAAUACGGAUAGGAAUUCAGAAUGAAAUGAUUCUUGUCAGUUCAUUUCCAGCAAAUCACAACCGCCGCCAUUUUUCUGACAUAUGUUGUUCAUUCUCUGAUUUUGCUUGGAUUUACGAUCAGACUUCAAGCAAAAUCUUAAAGGUGACAGAAAAUGGAGAUUUGUCGAUAGAGAAGAAGAUUGAAGACAUGAGUUAUAUAACAGCGCAUCGCAAUGGCGAAAUAUUUUUCACAAGUGAGAAAAGCAAGAGUCUGAAUAAAAUGUCAUUUUCGGAAAAUUGUUCACAAACUGUCCAGGUAGUGACCAUGACCGAGUGGAUCCCCUACGGACUCACGUUGACAAAGACAAACGAUAUUUUAAUCUGUGAAAGAAGGCAAUCACGAGGACGAGUCGUGCGAUACAGCACACAAGGUCAUCAGCUGAAGGUCAUCGAAAAAUGCCUAGGGACAUCACUGUUUCAGAGACCAGAGAGGGUCACAGAAAACAAAAAUGGUGACAUUUGUGUAACAGAUACCGAGAUUCCGGGGUCUCUUGUUGUUGUGAAUAAUUUAGGGGAAUUCAAUUUCAGAUAUACCCCCGAUGACCAGUAUCCGGGUUCUACCUACAGACAUCUGCCUUUAUUGUCGGAAUACAAACCAUUUAUUCCAAGUGGAAUAGCCACAGACAGAUAUGGGAAUAUUCUGGUUUCCGAUUCUCAAAAACUAACAAUCCACUUAUUGGACCAAUGGGGACAGUUUGUACAAUUUUUAUCAAGCAAACACGUGAAGGUUCCGACUGCCUUAUCCGUAGAUGACGCGGGAAAAUUGUGGAUAUCUGACGGAAAACUACAAAUUAAGAUAGUAAAAUAUCUUAAUUCCUCCUGAUUUACUUUGCAAGUUUUGUUCAACAUUGUGACAAACACAAACUAAUUAGAAAUAUGUAUAGGGAGUUACAAGUGUUGUGGACUUCAAAACAAAGCUUUGUGGACUUUGAAACAAACAUCAAAGCUAUCAAAGUUACAAAAAAAAAGAAAAAAGACCAGAAUACCAUGUAUUUCCUUAAAUACUUGUCGUAAGAAACACCAUAUGGAUUAUUAACACAAACAUAAUAAUUGUUUGUAAUCCAGAAUUUACAACAAAAAAAGUGGUCUGAAUACUUGUUUAAAAAUUCGCAUUACAAAGGAUAUUUCGUAGUUGGUGUUAAAGUGUAUUAACAUGUAGUUUCUACCGAGGCUUGAUCGAGGAAAAAACACACAAAACACAUUAUUGAAACAUUUGGUUUAGACCAUUUGUAAGUGUUUUCCCUGUGGUAUAUGGAGAAAAUGUUAUCAAUAGAAAGUGAACUAAAGAUUAUGAGUUCAAUUGAAUAGUUUCCCCACACUAUGUUAUUUGUUUUCAGGCGUGUAUGUAUAUAUAGCGUUUUUGAAUGUAUUGAUGUGCAAAUUCUCGUUUAGCUUUAUUUUUGUCCAAUCAAAACAACUGUAAUAAAUAACAUUGGAAUUAUUCUAAUUUAAA
Molecule: messenger RNA, 2423 nt
Organism: Ostrea edulis (European flat oyster)
Lineage: Eukaryota; Metazoa; Mollusca; Bivalvia; Ostreida; Ostreidae
Exons: 2
Coding region: 21-1793 (590 amino acids)
Biological process (GO): protein polyubiquitination; proteasome-mediated ubiquitin-dependent protein catabolic process
Molecular function (GO): zinc ion binding; ubiquitin protein ligase activity
Source: RefSeq, a predicted model, not a curated record